GAGGGUGUCACUUUGCGGCUGCAGCAGUUUCGCUUGUUUGGUCAGCUGAGCAGUGAACUUGCACAAAAUACGGAGUGCGCGAACGGCUCGUCGUUAGCCAUGAUGUCCAUGCACAAGCCUCCGUUGACCAGGAGCGGCUCCUCGCCCUCGUCGGUCGACACCACCAAUCGCGGCGGCCCUUCCAUUGCCCCGCCCACAUCUUUGAACCUCCGCACCUCCCACAACCAGUCGCUGGCCCACGAGGUCAUAAAGGAGGGCGUGGCGACCACGGAGACCAACGCCCCCUCGGCGGCUCCGCCCCCGAAGAGCCGACACCGGAACUCCACGAGCAGCCUGCACAGCGCGGUGGGAGCGAGCGACCACCUCCCGAACUUCGGCCCGGGCAGAGGAGGCCGGGCGGCCCCGACCAAGUCGGCCUCGUCCACCUCGCUGACCUCCAUGUCGUCGCUCUCGCUGUCCACCUCCAACCCCAAGCUGGCCAAGAACGGCACCAACCUCCAGCUGAAGGCCGAGGAGGAGCAGCACGACUUCAACAAGAACCAGAGGCCCAGCAACGUCAUGGUGAGGAGGAGCAGCUCCGACUGGCUGGAGGGCAAAGACAAUCAGAACUGCGCGCCGAUGAGGAGGCGCACCAAGAGCUUCCUGGACUACCGCCGCGAGGAGCCGCCCGCGUGCUUCAACGAGAAACAGGAGAAGGAGGAGGAGGAGGCGCAGGAGGACGAGGUGGAGGAGAAGGAGGAGGAGACGGAGAAGCCUCUGCUGCCCAAGCUGGACCAGCAGGACUGGGUGAAGGAGAACAGGGUGGAGGUGCACCUCACGCUGCCCCAGAACCACCUCCUGCUGGCCAAGGAGGAGGAGGAGGAGAGCCCCACCCAGGCCCAGCUGAAGGGGCUGAAGGGGAGCUUCAGCUACGACCACAAGCCAAAGAAGGAGAUCCGGGUGGAGCUGCACGGCAACAACCAGGCGGCCCUCCGGAGCAGCCUGUCCCCCCGACACCACCCGUACUCCUCCAGGGUGGGGGCCCUCUCGGCCAGGCAGGAGGAGGAGGAGGUGGAGGACGACGAGGACGGAGAGGACUCGAGCUGGACCACGCUCUCGCAGGAGAGUCCCUCUGUAGACACGCCACAGGAGGCUGGAGUAUGGAAUGAUGGCGAGCUACCUCCAGGGUGGCGUGAGGUGGAGGAUUUGGCAGAGGUCUAUUUCUGGCACGUCCCCUCGGGUACCACUCAACGCGAGCGUCCUGUGUCUAAUGGCAGUGCCAAGCCCGAGCCAGACCCCGCGCAGGAGGGCACCGACGCCACCAGCCUCACCCUCCCUCCCAACAACUCGCAGAGCGAGCGUCCGAGCAGCAUUGUGUCCGACAGCUCUGUGGAGCCCGUGCCUUCGUCCGCCGCCUCCUCGCCCUCCAACUCCUCCAUCUCCUACGACAUGGUGAUUCCCACCGGAGGCUUCCUCAACAACAACUACCUGAGCAUCAGGGAAGAGUGUGCCCAUCAGGAUGCUAAUCUGCGGCAGCCUGACAGAGAAAGUGCUCAUGUGAAGUUGCGAGCAAGGGUCCUCCCCGACUCCGUCCCCUCCCCCAGGACCAGCAUUGACCUGGACUCUCAGGUGUUCCCUGUGUGUUCUCUGGGCUGGCUGGAGGUCUCAGACACUGACAUGGUGACCGGUAGGAGCAGUGCGGUGGUCAGUGACUGCAUCAGACAACUGCAGCUCCGCUCCCGAGAGAGAGACACCACUGGAGAGAGAGAGGAGGGCAAGCCCAUGCUGCUGGUGCUCCAGGACGUGACGCUGACCCUGGUUGACCCGACGGACCACACGCUGCUGCACUCGCAGCCCAUCAGCUGCAUCCGGGUGUGGGGAGUGGGCCGCGACCACAGCAGAGAUUUUGCGUACGUGGCGAGAGACAAGAACACACGCGUUCUGAAAUGUCACGUAUUCCGAUGUGACGCCCCUGCCGAAUCCAUCGCCACCAGCCUCCAUCGAAUCUGCUCCAAGAUUAUGGCUGAAAGGAAGAAUGCCAAAGCUGUAGCAGGCAGCUCCUCCAACUCCAGCACUGAUGUGCCCCUCCAAGUAGAGUUCCCCACACCAAAGACAGAAGUGGAGCAGAAGUUCCACGUGCUCUACCUGGGCACCACAUCCGUUAUCCGGCCCAUAGGUAUGGACAUGAUUAAUGGGGCCAUCGACACCCUGCUCUCCUCGACUGGGAAAGAGGACUGGACGCCCGUCAUCCUCAAUGUGGAGGACGCUACCGUGAUCGUCAUCAAAGAGAAGGAAGAGGAAGAGGAGGUGCUGGUGGAAUGCCGCGUGCGCUUCCUGUCCUUCAUGGGCGUGGGCCGCGACGUGCACUCCUUCGCCUUCAUCAUGGACACGGGCAACCAGCACUUCCAGUGCCACGUGUUCUGGUGCGAGCCCAACGCCGCGUGUGUGUCCGAGGCUGUCCAGUCCGCCUGUGUGCUGCGCUAUCAGAAGUGUCUGGUGGCGCGCUCCCCCACGCAGCAGAGGGCGGGCUGCUCCUCGCCGCCGCCGCCCGGCUCCGUGACCCGCCGCGUCACCACCAGCGUCAAGCGCGGCGUCCAGUCCCUCAUAGACACUCUCAAACAGAAGAAGCCCAGCCCCGAGCUGCCCAACCAAUGACGGGAGGAGGACAGGCUGGACCGCGGCCCACUGGCCAGCCCAGUCCAUCCGCCAUCAGCACA
Messenger RNA from Sardina pilchardus (European sardine), 2696 nucleotides. RefSeq names its product amyloid beta precursor protein binding family B member 2 (gene apbb2a). Bases 100 to 2634 code for a protein of 844 amino acids. Gene Ontology annotation, cellular component: cytoplasm; nucleus. The record is from RefSeq and is a predicted model, not a curated record. Gene Ontology annotation, molecular function: transcription factor binding; amyloid-beta binding. NCBI's taxonomy places the organism in Eukaryota, Metazoa, Chordata, Actinopteri, Clupeiformes, Clupeidae. The transcript is spliced from 14 exons. Gene Ontology annotation, biological process: regulation of DNA-templated transcription.